GUACCCUACCCUACCUACAUGUACCUACCGGUAGAAGUCAGGUACAGCCUUAUAGGUACAGACAGGUACUGUACCUCCUACGAGUACCUCCUACCUCCUCGUGGGACCUCCAGUCCUGACUCGUGAGUUCAAAGCUCCCGAUGUCCCCGCGACUCCCCGCGACCGGCCGACGUUCGUGCGAAAGGAAACCUCACAUGGAGUGGGUGGGGGUGGGGGCUGGGCUGCCCUGUGGCUUGACCUUACCUAAGGUAGAUGUGGUAGCUCGUCGGGGAUGUCUUGGCACCCGCCGGCACGGUCGAAAGGAUGCGACACACCACUUCCGACACGAGAGCGCCAUGAUUGAAUCAACGAUGCUUGGACUGUUAGAGCCGGAGCGCCCCCAGAGUGGGUCUCCACCACGACUCUUAUACUACUACUUAUCACUCCUACUCCUACGACAGCGAAAGGUACAUGUAUCCUCAUUGCUGCCUGUCGCUACUACCUGUACCUACUACCAGUUACACUGUCUCGUCAAGACUGGUUGUGUUCUGCCAGCUAUCGCAUCCUCUCUGCACCUGCACCUGCAUCUGCUUCCGUCCUUGACCUAGCCAACCUACUUCAUUCUCUUCUCCUCGACCAGUAAAAGGCCAUGGUGCCGCCGCCGCCAGAACCUCGAGACCUUCUGCCUCCACUUCUCGCAUGUCUUCCAACAACAUUCGUCUCCUCGCAACCUCCCCCCGCACUGUUACCACUGCUCGCGCCUAUUCUCCGCCAACGAGUGAAUUUCCUGUCCGGGAAUACCACUGAUGGCUGGUUGCCGUUGCUGUCAUGGAACACGAGCUUGGGCGCGAAACUGCUCAAAACGGUGGAGCGGAUGAAUCUCGAACCACACCCCGUAUCAGGAGAACUAGAGCUGGAAGAUGUCAGGCCUGCCAGGUACAGGUCCCUGGAUCGAGAGACGUUGCAAGCUCGGCUGGAGGUGGACCAAUUUGACCUGCUGCCCAUCUACGUGUGGUGUGAGAACGACGAGCACGGCUUGUCUGGGCCAGGAUGGAGACUCGCAGAACUACGGACGCUUGACGAUUCCGAAGACGGUUCACAAUGGCUCGAAUCUGCGGCCGAGGCUGGCGAAGUGGCUGCAAAUGGCCAUGUGCUACCAACGCAUCCCGACGGCCGCACUGAGACUUUGGCCAGACAAAUUGGGGACGAUUCGAACGAUGACUACUGGGCAGCAUAUGAUAGGAGUCCUGGGCAAACGCCUGCGCGGACGCCGGCAAAAUGCUCUCCAGCUCCGUUCGCAGCCAAUGUCGCAGGAGGGUUCUCAAACCGAGAAGAGGAGGAUUACUACGCGCGAUAUGGCGAGGAGGUGCAACCAGCAAUGGACUCACACGACCCGGAUGAAGAGUAUGGCGAAGCAGCGGGGAGUACAUUGAAUGGCGAUGCGCUGGCUGCCAUUCACGCACCUGAUCGCACCGACUCUGCCGAUUAUUAUGCCUCCCUUCAACCACAUGCGGAUUGGAAAGCCAAUAAUGAGCAGCAUGACUCUGCCGUCGCCACCGCGAACAAGCAAAGUCCUCACCAGAGCCACAAUUCCCUUUCUAUGCCUCGACCGAUGUCGCCAACUUCAUCGAAUUCCAGCGUGGAUCGAUUGGAAGACAAGGCUGCAGAGAUGGAAUUGAGCUACGACCAAGCACAACUUGCGAUCAAGCAGCAUAUAAGUACGGAUAUGAAGAGUCUAUUUCGACUGGCAAAGGCGUCUGGAAUGCAGCGCACAGAAUUCGAGCGGAUAGUUAGAAGGGAGCUAGACGUGCUUAGCAUGCUUGAUUCCGAUGAGUGAGGCACGCGAUCUUUGCGUACCUUCGCCCACAUGAUUGAACGAUGGACAGAAAGUUGACGGCAUGUUUAGCGAAUACAUUAUACUCACAGGGAAGAGAUUGGGCAGGGCAGCAAAUACCUCUGUAGGACGUAUCGCGCCACCUCUUGUAGUCCCUGCAACGUUUGUUAGAUAAGGAAGGCUUGAGCAGGCGUCGGCAGUUAUUAC
Sphaerulina musiva SO2202 is the source of this 2020-nucleotide messenger RNA. RefSeq lists its product as uncharacterized. The transcript has 3 exons. Lineage: Eukaryota; Fungi; Ascomycota; Dothideomycetes; Mycosphaerellales; Mycosphaerellaceae. The record is from RefSeq and is a predicted model, not a curated record. The coding region runs from base 629 to 1816 and encodes 395 amino acids.